AUCUCUUGUUUUCUUUAACUAUGUUUUCCAGGUUUAAUGAAAAAGACUGGUAAAUUAGUAUUCUUAGGACUAGACAAUGCGGGUAAAACAACCUUACUACACAUGCUGAAGGAUGAUCGUAUGGCACAACAUGUUCCUACUCUUCAUCCAACAUCAGAGGAAUUGUCUAUGGGUGGCAUGAAGUUUACAACGUUUGAUCUAGGAGGUCAUAAGCAAGCUCGUCGCAUUUGGAAAGACUACUUUCCUGCAGUUAAUGGAAUAGUUUUCAUCAUCGACUGUGCUGAUGGAGAGAGACUUCCUGAAUCCAAAGUCGAACUAGAGGUUUGUUUAGCACAAGUAAUAGUAAUAUUUGCACUAAGUGGGGAAUUCAGGAGGUAAUCGUACAAGUACCUGUAACUUGAUGUGGCUCAGCAUGAUUACCUUCUCAAUUGUACCGCAUGAAGUCCAGUUACUACAUGCAGUAAUUGUAUCAACUUCUUUUGAAUGGAGCAGAGUGAUAAUUGCAUUCGACGAAGUGGAACGCAAACCUAAUUUUGACCUGUGGCUUUCCAGAGUUGGUUUCCCUGUGCACAGUUAUAGGCCGAAAAAACCACAUUCCUGUAAGGACACCAAAAUGGCCACCCUGCUUGAUUUUUGCAGGGGCAUGUUACGGCCAG
This is a messenger RNA of Orbicella faveolata, 656 nucleotides long. Its product is annotated as small COPII coat GTPase SAR1B-like. Gene Ontology annotation, biological process: intracellular protein transport. Gene Ontology annotation, molecular function: GTPase activity; GTP binding. The record is from RefSeq and is a predicted model, not a curated record. NCBI's taxonomy places the organism in Eukaryota, Metazoa, Cnidaria, Anthozoa, Scleractinia, Merulinidae.